AUGGACCAGUGGAACUGGGAUGAAGCACCACCACAGGAAGUGCCCCAGGGCACCAGGCUGUCAGGGCUGGGUAUGUUGCCAAAGCUUAGGGUGGGGUAAGGAUGCCAGAGGGGGUGUCUCUGUUGACCCCAAGCCAUAAAAUCCUUCUGUCCUGCAGAAGGGACAGAACCUGCUUUCUAUUACCCGGACCUGGCACUCCAAGGGGACACACUGACGACAGAGACAUGCUGGGAAGGUAACUUCUCACCCCUCGCAGGGUUCCCACAGCUGGACUGGGGCUCCGCUUCGCCACACCCAGAGGCUUCGAAGGGGGCAGAUCCCGCUUCUCAGGCGCUCCCGUGGUGGGGAGACUGCACAGAUCCAGCGCCCUGGAGCGGCUUCGCGCAGGCCCUCGGGGCCGCCCCCUUCGCUGGUUCCGAAGCGCCAUCGGGCCAGAACUGCACCGCCUGGGCGGGAGGGAGUGAGCCCUGGUCGCCAGCUCAGAUCGCCGCGCAUUGCAGCAGCUGGGACUGUUCUGAGGGCGUCACCAGCUGGGGCGGGGCUGGGGGUGCGGAGCCGCGGGCGGACUGUACCAUUUCGUGGGGGGUCGGGCCCGCCGGCUCGAGCUGGGCCACCUCCUGGGACUCGGGACUGCACGCGGAUUCCACCACCUCGUCUAAGGAGCACCAGCGGUCAGACCUCACCGCUUCCUCCCAAUCCACCCGGCACUCCGACCGCGCAACCUUGCCUCGUUAUCCCAGAACUAACCACCGAGGUCCCAUCCAGCUGUGGCAGUUUCUCCUGGAGCUGCUCCAAGAUGGGGCGCGAAGCAGCUGCAUCCGCUGGACAGGGAAUAGCGGAGAGUUCCAGCUGUGCGACCCCAAAGAGGUCGCGCGGCUGUGGGGCGAGCGCAAGAGGAAGCCGGGCAUGAAUUACGAGAAGCUGAGCCGGGGCCUGCGCUACUACUACCGACGAGACAUCGUGCUCAAGAGCGGCGGACGCAAAUACACUUACCGCUUCGGGGGCCGAGUGCCUGGCCUGGCGUGUCCCGACCGGGCAGCAGGCGGAUCGGGCGCACCCACCCAAUAAAAAGAGCUUGUCAUACC
Messenger RNA from Erinaceus europaeus (western European hedgehog), 1085 nucleotides. RefSeq names its product ETS variant transcription factor 2 (gene ETV2). Gene Ontology annotation, cellular component: nucleus. The record is from RefSeq and is a predicted model, not a curated record. Gene Ontology annotation, molecular function: DNA-binding transcription factor activity, RNA polymerase II-specific; sequence-specific DNA binding. Lineage: Eukaryota; Metazoa; Chordata; Mammalia; Eulipotyphla; Erinaceidae. Gene Ontology annotation, biological process: regulation of transcription by RNA polymerase II; cell differentiation.